AUGAAUCUUAGCAGCAAUGGCAACAACAGCCUGCGGACAAUAGACAUCAAUUUGGAAUUUUUUUCUAAUGGAAAGGGGUUUUACCUGCCGCGACCACAACAGACUUUAGGAGGCAAAACAGAACAACAGAUGGCACGGCAGGUGGCAAGCGGCAGGUCUGACACUUCCACUCAGCUGAAUUAUGAUGAGGUGCGAAGGGGUUUGCAGAAUGCGUUAUCGCGCGUUGAGCUUCUUUGUGACAACAGCGCAGAGGGGCGUCGUCAGCUUCUUCAGCAUGAGCUUUUACGCCUUUUCCUUUCUGCCUCUGAGGAGACUAGGGAAAGAUUGGAGUUUGUUCUUAGUGAUGCUCCAUUGAGCUACCGCGUACUGGAGGUUUUGUACCUUCGACGCCGUGAACUCUGCACGGGUUUUGAGUAUGCCUUGAGUGAUUUUAAAUGUUGGCUCUCGCUUGCAAUGCUUUUGGACGAGCCAGAUUUUAUUCAGUUUAUGAUGCAGUAUGCGCAGGAGUUGGGCCCAUGCUCGAGACAGAGGCUGGAGGAUGUCAUGUUUGUUCAUGAAUCGAGCGCUAAAUCGCUCUGUCAUGCGGUGCUUGGCAUACGUGCACCCGGAGACGGUGCAGUUCCAUUUGAUUUUCGUUACUAUAACUUCAUGCUGGACGACUUGAUUGCGAUGGGAGAUGAGCCCCCGCAUGCUUCACUGAUCUCGUCGGUCCAACGUGAGGUGACGCUUUCGAUGCGUGAGCUUCACGCGGAAUGGCUGCUUCAAGUCACCAUGGCGUUGAAUUUGAAGUUGGAGACAUUCUUCCUCGCUGUGGCUAUUGUUGACCGUUAUUUGGCAAAGGUUGCGGUAAAGCGUGAGCGACUUCACCUUGUGGGUUGUGCCGCAUUACUGCUGGCAUCGAAGCAGGAGGAGAUUUUUCCGGCUUCACUUCACGCAUUAGUCCGUUACGGUGCAGACCACUUUACAGUUGAGAUGUUGGUCGCUACGGAGUGCCAACUGUUUGCCCAAGUUGGAUUUGAUGUGGUCUUGCCAACGCUCAGUGCGGUGGGUAUGGGGAUUCUUCUGCAGCAAGACACCGCUCCAAUUGAGGCGCAGCGCAGUUGUCUUCUGUACGUGCUUGCUACUCUGGCUAUUCGCACGCAUUAUCGACAGUACAAACUCUCUUCACUUGCCGCAGCCGCUGUUUACAUGAGCCGUGUAUGCUUCGAUAUCCCAACCGGACGACCGUGUGAGGAAGUGCUGUCGCUCCUACCGCUGAUAAGGGCUGCAUUGAGUCGCAAUCCAGCCGUGGGAUCCGGAGGCGUGCACGAUAUCUUUUCCAGAGGCGUCUACCACGAGGUGAGCAAGUUGAAACUGUCAGAGUUGAUAGGAACUGAGGACUGCGAGGGCAAUUAG
Molecule: messenger RNA, 1395 nt
Organism: Trypanosoma cruzi
Lineage: Eukaryota; Euglenozoa; Kinetoplastea; Trypanosomatida; Trypanosomatidae
Product: mitotic cyclin, putative
Exons: 1
Coding region: 1-1395 (464 amino acids)
Biological process (GO): mitotic cell cycle phase transition; regulation of cyclin-dependent protein serine/threonine kinase activity
Cellular component (GO): centrosome; nucleus; cyclin-dependent protein kinase holoenzyme complex
Molecular function (GO): cyclin-dependent protein serine/threonine kinase regulator activity
Source: RefSeq, a predicted model, not a curated record